UCAAAACCCAACUUCCAUAUCUCAGGCUGAGAGAGAGAGCAUUUCCUAACAAUCCUAUACUAAGAAAAGAAAGGCACAGAAAAAAUCAAUGGCAGCCCAAGCUCUUCUGUCAUCAAUGGAUGCUGGAAGACGACUACUUGGGAGGCCCCUUCAAUCCACACCGUCCAGAACUUUUGGGUCCUCAAGAAAAGCUUCAUUUGUGGUCAGGGCAGCUUCCACACCCCCAGUCAAGCAAGGAGACAGGCAGCUGUGGUUUGCAUCCAAACAGAGCCUUUCUUACUUGGAUGGCAGUCUCCCCGGCGACUAUGGUUUUGAUCCGUUGGGCCUGUCGGACCCCGAAGGAACUGGAGGGUUCAUCGAGCCCAAGUGGCUAGCUUAUGGCGAGGUCAUCAACGGUCGCUAUGCCAUGUUGGGGGCUGUGGGUGCCAUUGCACCGGAGAUCUUCGGCAAGCUGGGCUGGAUCCCACAAGAGACCGCCCUCCCAUGGUUCAAAACUGGUGUGAUCCCGCCUGCUGGGACCUACAACUACUGGGCUGACCCGUAUACGCUCUUUGUAUUUGAACUGGCGCUCAUGGGCUUUGCAGAGCACAGGAGGUUCCAGGACUGGGUUAAGCCAGGGUGCCUGGGUAAGCAGUACUUCUUAGGGUUUGAGAAGUACUUGGGUGGGUCAGGGGACCCACCAUACCCAGGUGGGCCCUUGUUCAACCCACUUGGGUUAGGGAAAGAUGAGAAGUCAUUUAAGGAAUUGAAGCUGAAGGAAGUGAAGAAUGGGAGGUUGGCCAUGUUGGCCAUCUUGGGCUAUUUUGUGCAAGGGCUGGUGACUGGGGUUGGACCCUUCCAAAACCUUUUGGACCACUUGGCUGACCCAGUCAAUAACAAUGUGUUGACUAGCCUUAAGUUCCAUUAAGAUUAGGGUUUGUUGUAUGAAGUGUUGAAGGGACUUCUUAUGUGUGUUGUACCAUUUUGUGGACACUUGUAAUUUGGUGUACUCCCUACAAUAUGAUGAGCACUUCAUCUUUGUAAA
Molecule: messenger RNA, 1024 nt
Organism: Magnolia sinica
Lineage: Eukaryota; Viridiplantae; Streptophyta; Magnoliopsida; Magnoliales; Magnoliaceae
Product: chlorophyll a-b binding protein 8, chloroplastic-like
Exons: 3
Coding region: 89-907 (272 amino acids)
Biological process (GO): response to light stimulus; photosynthesis, light harvesting in photosystem I
Cellular component (GO): plastoglobule; chloroplast thylakoid membrane
Source: RefSeq, a predicted model, not a curated record